ACUGACAGCUGUCAUCACCUUAACCUCCAUUUGAUUUGUAAUCGGUUCGGAAAAAUAUUAUUUUGUUUGUAAAUUAUCGGGUGAAACAUGUCCAAUUCAGAUGUAUACAACGAUUUGACGCUGUUUUUUACGACAGAAAAGUUUUAUUUACAACCAAAAGCCAGCGAUGAGUUAAUAGUGAUUGAUAGGGCGUCUGAUGAGGUGUCUGUGGCCAAAAACUGCGGGCAAAUACCGCCGAAUUCGUGCAGCCAGGAUUUCUGCGGAUUACUCGGAGUAAUAAAGUUGGUUGCUGGCCGUUACCUCAUCAUAGCCACCCAAAGAGAGUUAGUGGGUAAUAUAGCAGGACACGCAGUAUGGCGUUUAGUUCAGAUAAAAUUGAUUCCAUACAGCAGAAGCAUGCUUCAUUUAAACACAGAACAAGCUGCCGAUAAUCAAGCUUACAUAAGCAUGGUGGAGCAAAUUCUAGCAACCCCAAACCAUUACUUCAGUUACACCUACGAUUUAACCCACACCUUGCAAAGAUUGCAUGAUUUUGGUCCGGAUUUCUGGCAGCAAUCUCUACUUGAAAGGGCUGACCAAAGGUUUGUUUGGAAUGGCUUUUUGCUCAGAGAGUUCAAAGGUCUAGCUGGUGCUAAAAAAUUCUGCCUUCCCAUAGUGCACGGUUUCAUUUCCAUUAACCAGUGCGUUCUGAACGGCGCGAAUUUGUCGUGGAUUUUGAUUUCCAGGAGGAGUGUUCAAAGGGCUGGCACUAGAUUGCACAGAAGGGGAAUCGAUAAGGACGGUAAUGUGGCCAACUUUGUCGAGACAGAGCAAUUGGUGGAUUAUCAGGGCGAUAAAGCUAGUUUUGUGCAGGUUAGGGGUUCUAUACCGCUGUUUUGGCAUCAGAAUCCCGAUUUACGUUACAAACCACCCCCAACUUUGUUGGAAAUCGAUCCCCAAGAACACAAUGCCGCCUGUCAGAAGCACUUGGAAGCUUUGGCGGUUUUGUACGGUAAACAGGUUAUGGUUGAUUUGGUUGACCAAAAGGGUUCUGAGGGUAGAUUGGAGAAGGCUUUCAAAGACACCAUACACACUUUGGCUUACCCUUCAGUUAAAUAUGAACCGUUUGAUUUUCACGCCGAGUGCAGGAAGAUGCGGUGGGAUAGAUUGUCCAUUUUAAUUGAUAGGUUGGCUUUGGACCAGGAUGAGAUGGGAUAUUUUCUAUUGUUAAGAGAUGGUUCGUUGUCCUUACUUCAGGAGGGCAUUUUUAGAACUAACUGUAUAGAUUGCCUGGACAGAACCAAUGUUGUCCAAAGCAUGCUGGCACAUAGAAACCUGGAAAUAGUCCUGAAAAAAUUAAAUGUAAUCCAGACAAAUCAACGGCUGGAAGAGCAGUACACUUUCGAGCAUUUAUUCAAAAAUGUGUGGGCAGAUAAUGCAGACGUUAUAAGCACUCAAUAUUCGGGCACUGGAGCCCUGAAAACCGAUUUUACCCGUACCGGUAAACGCACAAAGUUUGGUUUGAUACAAGAUGGAAUAAACUCGAUGACGCGUUAUUACAAAAACAACUUAUCUGAUGGCGUGCGCCAAGAUGCCAUCGAUUUGUUUCAUGGAAAUGCUGAAGUUAUUUCGCCUCUUAGAAUCGACAGGGGUUGGCGUUACAUGACAUUCCCCUCUGUAUUACUAGUAGCUGUGGCAAUGUUUGUUGCUUCGGCUGUACUGCCUGCAGAAUAUUCCACCGAGUCUCUGUUGUACUUGCUGUUUUGGGGGUCCAUGGUGGGAGCUUCAGGCCUAAAUAUACUCAAGUAUGGUAUCGAGUUUGUGGAUAAACCUAGACUAACUCAGUCCUAAGUCUAGUCAAUUAUUUUGUUGUGCACGGUUGGAGACAAUGGUUAAGGAGAUUAUUGUAAAAUAAGGUGUUUUUAUUCCAAUAUAUUAAUAAGAAUUAUUAAGUAUUGUAUUUCUAUGUUUUAAUUAUUUAAUUAUGUUGUUGCUAAUUGUAUACAAAUUGCUGUAAGGUAGAAAAUUGUUAAAAGUAUCUACAUGUUUAAAAU
This is a messenger RNA of Brassicogethes aeneus, 2033 nucleotides long. The record is from the annotation of a GenBank genome assembly. Lineage: Eukaryota; Metazoa; Arthropoda; Insecta; Coleoptera; Nitidulidae.